Molecule: messenger RNA, 1173 nt
Organism: Dissoconium aciculare CBS 342.82
Lineage: Eukaryota; Fungi; Ascomycota; Dothideomycetes; Mycosphaerellales; Dissoconiaceae
Exons: 1
Source: RefSeq, a predicted model, not a curated record
UCAAUCAAUAUGGCGAGUGAGUACUUUGAGUACGAACGCGAGUGGCAGCUCGCCGUCUGCCGAGAAUGCCGCGUUGCUAUAUGGCCCGCUCAUGCAGCCGCACACCUCCGCGGUCCAGUACACCGCGUGCCAGGGGCGAAGGCGCAGCAGGCUGCAGACGAGCUCCAAGCGUGGCCCGGGAUUGUCAACCACGUCAGCCAGUUCGCAAUACCAAUUCAUGUCGACCGCCCCGUCCCAGCACUCGCGCUCUACAUGGACGGUAUUCAGUGCCGGUUGGAGCCAACGACAUGCCGCUACAUCAAUCGUAGUAUGCGCGGAAUACAGGAGCAUUGGCGGACGUGCCAUCAGUGGUCGGUCCGGAGUGGGCGCGGAGGUGGAUCCGGCGCGGCAAAAGCGCGAGACGUCGAGGCGGCCAAGGCGAGGGCGUGUGCGCCCCUCCAGUGCCAGCGCUUCUUCGCACAAGGCCCACACUCAAGCUACGUCGAGGUACGGCAGCCCCAGCAAGAUCCAGACCCAGGCGCAGCACCAGCGGCCAGCAGCAGCAACAGCACCGAGGCCGCGUGGCUGCAGAUCUGGAAGCAGGCUAGCGAAGCAUUCGACGCCGGCGUCGCGCAGGCCGGGCGCACCAUCACCGAGGGCGGCAUGAACGAAGCCAACCCAUGGUUGCGCCGGACGGGUUGGGCACCGUAUCUCGCCGGCCAGCAGCGCGACGAGCUGCUGCAGCUUGUUGAGGCACCAGCCGAGCAGCCGGACGAGCAGACAUCGGCCGGAGCGGCGAGCCCGGAAGCGGCGCAGCGCGAGCGCAUCGCUCGAGCAGUGUGGAACGCGAUGGCCGGCGUGGCGCGGGCCAGCCAGGCGACCGUGACGGAGAGCGGGAUGAUGAUCCGCAUGCAGGCCGUACGGACGGAGCGCGAUCAGGUGCGCCAUCAACCGCUCCAGCCGUAUCAGGAGCGGACGUCGAUUACGAAGCGAUGCCGGCCGUGGCAGCAGAUGCUCAUGUUCUUUGUGCGCACGCAGCAGGCGCGAGCGGCCGGCGAGGAGGCGGGACCGCCAUAUCGCUUCCACCAGCAGCAGGCGACCGCCUUCUCCCGGAUGAUCACAGCCGCCGAAGCAGCUGCUGACGCAGCCGCGGACCCAGCGGACGAGCCAGUAUCGGAGAGAGUUGAAGUUUAG